Messenger RNA from Yamadazyma tenuis ATCC 10573, 1831 nucleotides. The record is from RefSeq and is a predicted model, not a curated record. NCBI's taxonomy places the organism in Eukaryota, Fungi, Ascomycota, Pichiomycetes, Serinales, Debaryomycetaceae.
AAAACUUACAUUAUCAACAAGUUCACAAGGAUCGGUUUAUUUGAGGACCAUCCGUUUUUGCCAGUUUUUUAAUUAGCCGUCCUAGCCACCACCAGUUCUGACCCAUACACCCACGUCAGACGCAACCCAAUUGCUCCCCGCUACAUCCAUAAAAACCUCCAGAAUGCAAACCAUAAAGUGUGUUGUUGUCGGAGAUGGUGCUGUCGGAAAGACAUGUCUUUUGAUCUCCUACACCACCUCCAAAUUCCCUGCCGACUACGUGCCAACCGUGUUCGACAACUACGCCGUCACGGUGAUGAUUGGUGACGAGCCCUUCACCCUUGGCUUAUUUGAUACCGCUGGUCAGGAAGAUUAUGACCGAUUGAGACCUUUGAGUUACCCAUCUACCGACGUGUUCUUGGUGUGCUUCUCGGUGAUUGCACCCGCAUCGUUUGAAAACGUCAAGGAAAAGUGGUUCCCAGAAGUUCAUCACCAUUGUCCUGGUGUUCCUUGCUUAAUUGUGGGAACCCAAACUGAUUUGAGAAACGACGAGGUGAUUUUGCACAGAUUACAAAAACAAAAGUUGUCGCCCAUCACCUACGAAAUGGGCGAGAAGUUGGCCAGGGAGUUGCGGGCCGUCAAGAUUGUCAAGUACGUUGAGUGUUCGGCGUUAACCCAACGAGGCUUAAAGACGGUGUUUGAUGAAGCUAUUGUCGCUGCCUUGGAACCCCCUGUGAUUAAGAAGUCCAAAAAGUGUGCCAUCUUGUAAUAUAAUUGUGCAAAGGGUGACCCGCUCAAGGCGGAGUGCUCCCGCUGUGGACAGAGAAGGACCCUUUUUCACGGCUGCCCCUGCUAGUGGGUUUUAUUUCUGAUGCUAUCAUUUUACUUUGUUUUAGUCUGUUACUGGUUGACUGUUUUCCAGGCGAACCGCCAUCUCUCGCCAAUGCUUUUAUUAUAUAGAGUGGUAAGGGUCAAAAAGUAAUUAAUAUACAAUUUUUACUGAUGGUGGUACAUUAACAAAACAAGACGAGAUUAUAUACAUCAACUUUUGCGGGUCAAAAUUGGAUUUAGGAGGAUAAACUGGUUCCAUUCUUGUCGUUGAACACAUCGAUACGAUACCGUUUCCAGUCCUUCAACUGCUCUUGGUACCGAGCCCAUUCAGUUUUGUCCAAGGUAUACGGGGCUUUUUCAGAGCUGCUCAACUGCUUCCACUGCGACGACAACUCUUUCAAUACCUCGACGUUGUCACGGCCGUCCCGAAUGAAGUUCUUCUUGACGUACGCCGCAAAGCCAAAUACAGGCGCUUUGGGCUUGGGGCUGAAUACUGCAAGAAUGUCUUCAUUGUAAGCAUCAGCCUUAUCAGCAAACUCAUCUUUUUCAAAAUCAGUCAAUUCCUUCCAUUCUUUGCUGGCCUCGGUGAUAUCCUUGGCCUUUCUCUCCUUGACAAAGAUGUUAAAGGGAGACAAUUUUCUUGGGGUCUUUAAGGCCUUUUUAAGAAGUACAUCAUUCUUAGCCUUUUCUUUCUGUUGGGAUUCCUUAGCCUUUACCUUCUUUUUCUUCUCGGUUUCUUUGGCCUUCGCCUUGGAGUACUUCUCCUGCAACUUUUUGUAAACGGACUUCUCGGUUUUCAAGGUGUCUUUCAACAAUUGUAAUUUGAUGGCCUCAGGGGUUUGACUUUUUUUAGUUUUGGCUUUGGCAGCAGCAGCCCACAUGGCCAUUGACCAGGAGAACUGCCGAGAUUGAACCCUACAAGCAGCCACGAGCGGCACAUAAGCAUUGGAUCUGACAAUAAACCGACUCAACAUCUUAAUAGUAUCUGUGAGUUGGGUAUGGCAACAAUGAAUUUGUGGUU